AUGGAGGACUUCACUGGCAUGUUGACACCUUCAGUGUCUUCCUCCUCUUUCCCCUUCUACCCAGUCACUCCUCCUCUCAGCUCCGUCCCCUCAGAGACAGACCUCACCCUCAAAAUCUCUACCGAUGUCACUCCCGAUGAUAUCCCCGUGGUGGUAGUCGUUGGAGUCGGCUACGUGGGAAGACAUCUCGUCAGCUCAUUCUCUUCAAAUUAUCAAGUCAUCGGCUUUGAUGUUUCUGAGAAGCGCAUUCAAGAUCUUCGACAUGAGUUCAAGGACAACGACAACGUUAGCUUUUCACGAACUCAGAAUGAUCUUAUCGCUGCUACCCACUUUCUCAUUUCGGUGCCUACGCUGUUGCGGCCUGAUAAGACUAUUGAUUCUUCGUAUCUUCGUGAUGCUCUCAAGAUGGUCGGCCAAGUUGCCCGUCGGGGUUCGACUAUUGUUAUUGAGAGCUCUGUUGCUGUUGGUAUGACCCGUGAGUUGGUCGGGCCCAUCGCCAAGAAGCUUGGUCUUUUUGCUGGCAUGUCUCCAGAGCGCGUUGACCCAGGUCGCACCGAACCCCCUGUCAAGUCGAUCCCCAAGAUCAUCUCAGGUCUCGACGACAUCCUCCCCGGCUCCCUCGAUGCCAUCAACCGCAUAUACUCCACCAUUUUUGACAACGUCGUCACCGUAUCCAAGCCUGAAGUUGCCGAGAUGAUGAAGCUGUACGAGAACUGCCAACGUAUGGUCUGUAUCGCCUACGCCAACGAAAUGGCUGAUGCCUGUAUCCCGCACGGUAUCGACCCCUACGAGGUCUGUUCCGCGGCGUCUACCAAACCGUUUGGCUACAUGUCUUAUGCCCCUGGUGUCGGUGUCGGCGGACACUGUAUUCCCGUCAACCCCUACUAUCUUCUUGCCAACAGUUCAUUUCCUCUGCUUGAAGCCUGUUCAUCCGCCAUGAGCAACAGACCCGCCAAGCUUGCCCAGCGUCUCAUCAACUCACUCCCCAUCACCGAGCGUCGCCCACGUGUGCUUGUCGUUGGUCUUGGUUUCAAGCCUGGUCAAUCUCAGCUUGACAACUCACCUGGUGUCGCGCUUGUUCGAAAGUUGGCUGUUUCGGGUGCUCGGAUUGACCUCAGUUGGGCUGAUGCGUUGGUCAAACAAGAGGCUGUGCCUCAGGUUCCUCGUCUUGGUGAGCGUGAUUGGAACAAGAGCUGUUUGGAGACAUUUGAUGUCAUUGUGGUGGCUAUGAAGCAGCACAACAUGGACUUUCCGCUGCUCGCAAAGUUGGAGGGUGUUCGCGUGGAGAGCUGGUGCAAGUGA
Messenger RNA from Fusarium fujikuroi IMI 58289, 1302 nucleotides. Its product is annotated as related to Vi polysaccharide biosynthesis protein vipA/tviB. The record is from RefSeq and is a predicted model, not a curated record. Gene Ontology annotation, biological process: polysaccharide biosynthetic process. Lineage: Eukaryota; Fungi; Ascomycota; Sordariomycetes; Hypocreales; Nectriaceae. The transcript is spliced from 2 exons. Gene Ontology annotation, molecular function: NAD binding; oxidoreductase activity, acting on the CH-OH group of donors, NAD or NADP as acceptor; oxidoreductase activity, acting on the CH-CH group of donors, NAD or NADP as acceptor. Bases 1 to 1302 code for a protein of 433 amino acids.